GGCAAAUUGGCACCUUUCUCAGAGCUUGACUACGAGCCCUUGCUCCCGUCCUCCCUAUCGACUUCACCCACCCCCAACGGCCUGGAUAGGCCACGUCUUUCGCAGAGAACACGACCACAGUGGGCCAGAAAACAAAGAUUGAGAUAUCGCAUUGAGAAGAAACCCCGGCAGCCCUUCAAGUUCCUCUUCCAAAUUUCUUAGGCCGAGGUUCAAUUAGAGCUUAAUUACCUUCACGGCUUCACCACACGGCGGUUCCCGUCCCUGCGCUGCCUGCACCAAGCCAAGGUUGUUACCAAUGGAGGACAACGCAGAAGACAGGAGCAGGGCGCUGAAGACAGCACAGAAGGUGCCCUUCCUCGAGUAUCCUUCAUCAAACACGGGAGGCGGCCGGAAGCGCUGUCUUAUCUACUACAUCACCGGCAAUCCCGGCGUCGUUGACUUUUACAUUCCCUUCUUCACCGCCUUGCGGCGCCUGCUAGACGAGACCGAGGCCCGGGCCGGAUGUGACCGGUCUUUCCACAUCUACUCGGCGAACCUGCUGGGCUUCGACGACGCCGACCAUGACCCGUUUGGCUCGGCCCCCGGCACCGAGCCCUUUGUCCUCGAGGACCAAGUCCGCCACUGCUACGACCGCCUGGCCCAGGUGAACAUGGCUGAUCCGGCGAGCGGGCAGGCCGAGAAGAAGCCCUUUGACGAGGUCAUCCUCGCCGGCCAUUCGGUCGGCACCUACAUCGCCGUCGAGCUCUUCCACCGCCACUACUUGCUGCGCAAAGCCAUCCGGGGGGGGACUGCGGCGGCCCAGAGCGGCGGCACCGUCGACGGCUUCGCCAACGUCAACUUGAAAGCCGGCAUCUUGCUCUUCGCCACCGUCACCAACAUUGCCCUCUCCCCCAGCGGGAAGAGGAUGAACAACCUGCGCACCUCACCGUUCCUAAACCGGAACGCCCACCGCAUCGCCAGGCGCUUCCUAGACCUGGUACCAACCGGCCUACUGAACUUCAUUGUCCGUCGCAUAGUCGGCCACCCUCCCGACGCGGCCGCCAUCGUUGUGCGCUGGCUGAAAAGCCGUGACGGGCUCUGGCAGGCGCUGCACCUCGGCAAGGACGAGAUGCGCGCCAUAGCCGAAGAGAAUUGGAGCGAAGACAUCUGGGAGAUUGAAGAGGAAGCCGCAGCUUUUGAUGGCGGCGAGGAUUCCGUCGCGAAGAAUGCGGGACCCGCCGAGGGGGCAGCCGAGACGAAGACGGCGACGGCGACGCCCGGCGGUGAGAAGUUCUAUAUCUUCUUCGGGAGGAAGGACGAGUGGGUUGCCGAGAAAUGCCGUGAUGAGUUCAUCUCGCGAAGGCGCCAAAACCAAAGGGGCCGCACGCGCAUCGUCAUUGACGAGGGCAAUAUUCCGCACGACUUUUGCAUCAAGCAUAGCGAAGAGGUGGCGGAGAAGGUCAAGACUUGGAUCGAUGAGAUCAUAGCGCAGUGAUGCGCCGCCGACGGCUGAGAUGUAAUUAGUUAGCUAGGCUCACGAUGAAAAGUCGGAGGCAAUGUGUUUUUGGAUAACUAGUUGUUAAUAAGCUUAGGAAUGAUGUAAUUAGAGCCUGCAUCGGCUGGAACGAACUCAGUAAUAAGACCUGACACCAAACCACUCCUGAGUCCUGAACCGUGAGUGGCACGCAUCUUUCUUUAGGUGCUCAAUAAAGACUCAUUUUAUAUGCAA
Molecule: messenger RNA, 1708 nt
Organism: Lasiosphaeria miniovina
Lineage: Eukaryota; Fungi; Ascomycota; Sordariomycetes; Sordariales; Lasiosphaeriaceae
Exons: 2
Coding region: 296-1474 (392 amino acids)
Biological process (GO): lipid storage
Cellular component (GO): lipid droplet
Molecular function (GO): lipase activity
Source: RefSeq, a predicted model, not a curated record